Molecule: messenger RNA, 1702 nt
Organism: Labeo rohita (rohu)
Lineage: Eukaryota; Metazoa; Chordata; Actinopteri; Cypriniformes; Cyprinidae
Gene: spo11
Product: SPO11 initiator of meiotic double stranded breaks
Exons: 14
Coding region: 91-1242 (383 amino acids)
Biological process (GO): reciprocal meiotic recombination; meiotic DNA double-strand break formation; meiotic DNA double-strand break processing
Cellular component (GO): nuclear chromosome
Molecular function (GO): ATP binding; DNA binding; DNA topoisomerase type II (double strand cut, ATP-hydrolyzing) activity
Source: RefSeq, a predicted model, not a curated record
UCCUGCAAACCGUUAACUGUUUACAACUCACGAACAAACAAACGGCGACUAACACAGCGAGACAAAACAUUUGUCAGAUAGUUAAUUUAAAUGGCUGACCAGUUUACUGAGGUAGAUAAGUUAAGAGAGACGCUGCGGGAGAGUUUGGAAAUGACUGACAAACCCCAGGAGGACAUCAGCAGACAGGAUGUUUUGACGCGCAUUGAAAGAGUUAUUCAGACGAUAGUCAUCACCGUGUCUAAAGGUGAAGCACCUGUGCUGAGUGUGAUGAAUAGAUCCAGCUGGGCCAAUGUCAGAUUUCAUAAGUCUGUUGGUUUGGUGCUGAAGGAAGAUGUCUCUGUGAAGGCUCUCCGAUGUGACUGCCCUUCAUCAGCCACCAGAUUUGCCCUGAUUCUGAAGCUCUUGUCUGUUAUUUACAAACUUGUACAAAGUGACUCCUAUGCUACUAAAAGGGACAUAUACUAUAAUGAUCCACAGCUGUUUGGGUCACAGACGACCUUGGAUUCCAUCGUGGAUGACGUUUCGUGCAUGCUCAAGGUUCCUCGCAGAAGUUUGCAUGUGCUUGCAACAUCCAAAGGCUUCAUCUCAGGAGCUCUGUGUUAUUUAGAGGAAGAUGGCACAAAGGUGGACUGCAGUUCCAGCUCCACUGCGGUUCCGGUGUCUUCCAACGUUAAUGGGAUCAGAAACAUUGUAUCAGCUGCAAAAUUCAUUCUGAUAGUGGAGAAGGAUGCAACUUUCCAAAGACUACUGGACGAUGACUUUUGUACCAGACUUUCUCCCUGCAUCAUUAUAACUGGUAAAGGGGUGCCUGAUGUCAACAGCAGACUGAUGGUGAGGAAACUCUGGGACACGCUACACGUCCCUGUCUUUGCUCUGGUGGAUGCAGAUCCUCAUGGCAUCGAGAUCAUGUGCAUCUACAAGUACGGCUCACUGUCAAUGGCCUUCGAGGCCCACAGUCUGACUGUCCCCAGUGUGCUGUGGUUGGGCCUCCUGCCUUCAGACAUCCAGAGGUACAGAGUCCCAGAGGAAACAAUUAUUCCAUUUUCUCAAGCGGAUGAGAGAAAAAUCAACAGCUUGAGGAGCAGAGCCUACAUCACCUGCCAACCUGCCUGGGAGAGAGAGGUGGAAACAAUGCAGAGGCUGAAGCAGAAAGCUGAGAUACAGUCCCUGGCAUCCAUUGCGCCACAUUUCCUCACUCGAGUCUACCUGCCAAACAAACUGCGCUAUGGAGGCUGGAUAUGAGCAUCUGCCGCCCUCUGCUGGCACAUAUAUGACGUUGAGGUCUCGUGUCCUCCAGAUGACAUUAUCUGUCUGGCCUCAGUCCGACUGCAGUGCCUGCGAACUUCCUCAUUGUGGUCCUGAGCCAAUGAUCUGAUGCCUCGAGAAACUGACACGUUCAACAAAUGAGCUACAAAAUCAAGCCUGCAACACUUAAAGGAGGUCAUCAAAAGUCCUCUUCCUUCUUUUCAGCAGAUUCAGAAAAUACUGAUUGUCCACCAAAACAAGUCAAGCUAAAUAUCAUAUGAACGAUUUUAUUUCAAAUGUAUUGUAUAUGAGUUUUGCAAAGUUGCCACAUGCUGUCUAAAGACAUUUUACAGCUCUGAUUUAAGUAGUUUUGUUCUUUUGUAGCAUAAAUCGUCAAUUACAUGAACAACAUUUAUCAGAUUUAAAGGCACAUGUAAGAUUUAAGAUUAAAAUAUUC